Molecule: messenger RNA, 3481 nt
Organism: Otolemur garnettii (small-eared galago)
Lineage: Eukaryota; Metazoa; Chordata; Mammalia; Primates; Galagidae
Biological process (GO): cell surface receptor signaling pathway
Molecular function (GO): transmembrane signaling receptor activity
Source: RefSeq, a predicted model, not a curated record
AUGGUCUCGCUGAUGGUAAUGGAGCCCCCUCCUAUCUUUGAAGGAGAUAGAAUAGCUCUGUCAUGCCAGAAAGAAAAGAUCAGAAGAUUAAAGACGAUGACAUACUAUAAGGAUGAAAAAGAACUAUCAAGCUUUAAAAAAGUCUCAGUUCUCUCUAUCCAAAAUGUAAAUGUGAGCGACAGUGGCAACUAUUACUGUACUAUUGUAGCAGGAAUCGUGAGAUGGAAACAUACUUCACAAAAAGUCAGUAUCAAAGUUCAAGAACUAUUUCAACAUCCUGUGCUGAUGGCCAGCUCCUUCCAGCCCAUCGAGGGGGGUCCACUGACCCUGACCUGUGAGACCCAGCUCCAUCCAUCAAGAUCACAGGUCCAGCUCCAGUUCCGUUUCUUCAGAGAUAGCAGGGUCCUUGGGUCAGGCUGGAAUAACUCCCAACAGCUCCUGGUCCCUGCUGUGUGGAGGGAAGACUCAGGGUCCUACUGGUGUGAGGCAGAGACUCCGACCCACAGCAUCAGAAAACACAGCCGCGCAUCCCAGAUACAUGUACAGAGAAUCCCUGUUUCUAACGUAAGCUUGGAGACCUUGGUCCCUGGGGGACAGGCGGUUGAAGGAGAAACGUUAGACCUGCUGUGCUCCGUGGCUGAUGCCACAGGAAACAUCACAUUCUCCUGGCACAGACAGACCACAGGGGCCAGAGUGGGAAAGAAGACCCAGCACGCUCUGACUGCCGAGCUGCGCAUCCCAGCUGUGCAGGAGAGCAAUUCAGGUGGCUAUUACUGUACAGCUGACAAUGGCUAUGGUCCCAUCCAGAGCAAGGCGGUGACUGUCCCUGUGAGAGUUCCGGUGUCCCACCCUGUCCUCACCCUCAGGGCACCCAGGGCUCAGGCUGUGGUGGGGGAUGUGGUGGAGCUUUGCUGUGAGGCCCCAAGAGGCUGUCCCCCUAUCCUGUACCCAUUUUAUGAUGAAAAUAUCAUCUUGGGGGAUAGCUCAGCCCCCUCUAUAGGAGAAGCAUCCUUUAACCUCUCUCUGACUGCAGAACAUUUUGGAAACUACUCCUCUGAGGCUGACAAUGGCCUGAAGCCCCAGCGCAAUGAGGUGGUGACACUCCCCAUCUCAGGGGCUAAUGGCUAUCGAAGAGACCUUGUCACAGCCAAAGUUCUGGGGGGACUGUUUGGCGUCCUGGGUUUCACUGGUGUGGCUCUGCUGUUUUAUUGGUGGUCCCACAAGACAGCAGGAGAAAGUUCUGCUACUAAUGCACUCAGAGGUGCUUCCAGCCUAAACCCUCCAGAGUCCACCCACUCCAGCCCACUCCCAGCCCUGGAGGAUCUGCAGCCAGAGUAUGUCAAUGUGGACAUGGAUGUGAUCUACUCCAAGGUCUGGAGCAUCCAGCAGGCAGAAGGACCGGGUGGCAUCGACAACUUUAAAGCUGACAACUUUGGAGAAGGCAGGAUUAGUAAACCAGCCCUCCUGGCCCACGGAGGGCCCAUGACCCUGACCUGUGAGACCCAGGCCCUGGUCCAUCCACAGAGGUCACAGGUCCAGCUCCAGUUCUGCUUCCUCAGAGAUAGCCAGGCCCUGGGAUCAGGCUGGAACAGCUCCCAAGAGCUCCAGGUCCACUGGUGCAAGGCAAAGAUGGUGAUUCACAGUAUUGUGCUAAUAAGAACAAGCCUGAGAGCCCAGAUACAAGUGCAGAGGGAGCAUCUGAGGGGCUAGGUCCCUGUGUCUGCUGUGACUCUAGAGAUCCAGCCCUCUGGAAGGCAGCUGAUUGAAGGAGAAAAGUUGAUCCUUACCUGCUCAGUAGCCAAGUACCCGACAGUAGCCAAGUCGUCUGUCACUUUCUCCUGGCACAGAGAGGGAACAGGAAGUCUGGGGGUGAAGACCCAGCGUUCCUCAUCAGCAGAGCUGCAGGUCCCCCCUGUGGCAGGGAGAUACUACUGUUCAGCGGACAAAUCCUGCGGCCCCCUCAUCAGCAACAAGAUCACAGUCACCACAAGAAUUCCAGCGUCCCACCCUAUCCUCACCCUCAGGGCACCCCGGGCCCAGACUGUGGUGGGGGACAAGGUGGAGCUUCACUGUGAAGCCCUGAGAGGCUCUCCCCCAAUCCUGUAUCAGUUGUAUCACGAGGACGUCACCCUGGGGAACGGCUCGGCCCCCUCUGGAGGAGGAGUGUCCUUCUUUCUCACUCUGACCACCAACCAUUCUGGAUACUACUUCUGUGAGGCCAACAACGGCCUUGGGCCCCAGCGCAGCCAGAGAGUGAGUCUCAAUGUCACAGUUCCGGCAUCUCGCCCCAUCCUCACCCUCAGGACACUCAGAGUGCCCAGGGCCCAGGCUAUGGUGGGGGACGUGGUAGAGCUUCACUGUGAGGCCCUGACAGGCUCUCCCCCAAUCCUGUACCGGUUCUAUCAUGAGGAUAUCACCCUGAGGAACAGCUCGGUGCGUUCUGGAGGAGGAGUGUCCUUCAACCUCUCUCUGACCACAGAACAUUCUGGAAACUACUCCUGUGAGGCUGACAAUGGCCUGGGAGCCCAACGCAGUGAGAUGGUGACACUCAGUGUUACAGGAACUCCCAGGAGCAGAACAGGCCUUGUCACUGGAGGAGCCAUCUUGGGGCUGCUUAGUGUCCUUGGCCUUGCUGCCACUGCUGCCACUGCUGCUCUGCUGUGUCACUUCAGGACCCAGAGGAAAUCACGAGGACUUCCUGCCACUGGAACCUCCAGUUGCAGUCUCCAUGAGUACCAGGUAGCUCCCUUGUCCAGACCUUCCAGGAGAGAGCCCGCCCACCAGGAGUCACUAACCCUCCCGCAGCUGCGCUCAGUGCACACCAGCGUAAAUCCGGAAGAUAGUGACAUAGUUUAUUCCCAGAUCUGGAGUUUCAAAUAUACAGCAGAAAACUCAGCAAAUCUGCCAGCUAUGCAUCGGGAGGACAAGGAACAUGAAAUCUUUUAUUCAAAAUUGAAGGAGGUACCCCACAAUGACUCCACAGGGCUGGCCCGCAGUAGAGACCAGACUUCUGAAGCUGAUACAGGAAACUAUGAAAAUGUUCUAUGUGCACCUCCAGCCUUGGACCGCUAGCCCCAGACCCAGCACGUCUGCAGAGACCCUGGGAGCAGCCCGUGCCCUUGCCCUGUUCUCUGCAAUCACACUCCCUCUCGCUGUCCAGACCCUGCCUCCCAGCCUGAGCUGCAGGCAUGGGGUCUGCACACAAGGUCUGCCAGUCUCCCCAUGCCUGAGUCUCGGUGUUCUCUGGGAUCAGCUUCUGGGCCAGCUCUGCAUUCUGUUCCCAGUGAAGACACAUGGCAGGGUGGAAGGGCCCUCAGCACCCCGGGGCUGUGAAAUAGAGGAGAGAGAAACAACCUAACUGGGACCCCCACCAUGACCAUUUGAUCUAGGUGUGAUCAGAAGCUCUUAACAUGCUAUCUCUGUAUAAACUUUGCUCUAAAUAAUUUGUUUCCUUUUCUGGGUAGCUGACAAUGGCAUUGGU